Molecule: messenger RNA, 14190 nt
Organism: Vitrella brassicaformis
Lineage: Eukaryota; Vitrellaceae
Source: the annotation of a GenBank genome assembly
AUUCGCCGAGUGAAGUGGCGAUAAGGAGGAAUGUGGCUGGGGAUCUCAGCGUCAGGCUUGCGCAGGGUGAUUCCGUCAAUCAGGACAACGUCAGGUAAGCAUGGACCGAUUAAGAUGAUGAACUCCUAAUUCAAUCGUUCUGUGUGGUCAGGAUGCUCGUUUUCCCGGAGAGUGCGUUGAACGACAAUGAGACAUGCGCUGAUCUCGAGCCGGGCACGCGGACCUGGAGAGGGGACUGGCCAACCAAACUUUUCAAGCAGUUCUCACUCCCCUGCUGGCUCGGCACACAUGAAAGAAGUUGCUAUGCUCACAUGAUAGACCUGGUCCCAGCAGUUGACAGCCAAGGCAGGACCCUUACUUGGUGAGUGAUUCGGGCCCACGUAUUGCCCAGCUCUCUUUUUGUCAUACAGGAGUUUUCAGCUGACCGAGAAAGGGGUGUAUCACAUGUGUCUAUGCCUCCCAUCAUCUGGCACCUGCGAUGCUGACCUCCAGGAUGGCAACUUUCGAUAUGGGGCGUAUCCGAUUGACGGACCGAAAAUCAUCGUCUACUCGCCAGGUGUUGAAAGCACACUGAGAUAUGGCUCGACGUCGGAACGCAGAAGGCUUUCGCCCUCAGCAAGCGUCGAGUCAUCGAAUCAACAGACCCAGUACCUGUUCACAAACAAGAAAGGCAAUAUCAUUCUGUUCGGCAACGAUAUCGAGACACAUCAUGGGUAAAGGCAGAUAUCACAGUCACACGCCUUCAGAAGAUGUCUCUUGCCUUGCAUGUUGGCGUUCAGCAUUGUACUUGUUGAGGACCCCAAUGGCGUCUACGAUUGCACGAUCACUCAACCAGGGGAGUGGACGGACAAGAAAGACGCCCAACCCGAUGGGCUAAUUCAGCCGGACAAUGUGGUGCGAAUGAUGAAACGAACGGACGGAUCCAUCGCUGCACACUAUCUUUGUCCAUGCAGACGAGCUUCGGUCCAAGUACUGCAGCUGUGUGGAAGGAUGUCCACAUCACGGACGGCGGCCGAUACCGUGUGUGCUUCUGCGGCGGGCCGGUGGGACAUUGUGAGGAUGGCGACAACGCACCAAUACAGGGACCACCAGUGAUGGUCGUCGACUCAGGUAGGGAGACAUCCAAGGACGACAGUAAAUUCGUGUGGCCGUCGAUCCCGCAUUUUUGUGUGUGUGGGCACGUAUCAGUCUCCGUUCACUCGGAGAAACAUACCGUGACCAAGGACUGGCCGCAGCACAUCUACAUUGCCCGCAAGGGCAGUGCAGAUCCAGGAGAAGAGCCGUCCCAAACAGACAGGUAAGCAGAAACCAACAAUGGACGGAAUACAAAUGAACUGUCAAGUUGAUCAACAUCUCAGCGUUGAAUUCAAGAUGCUAAUUCCCGGAAAGGAUACCUGCGGCGACCUGACUCACCCACAUCUGUCGUCCGCUGAAGUGUCCCGGGACCCGCCUCACUACCCAUGGACACUCAACAUCACUGUAUGCGGAUCCGGAAAGGCCAAAGCACAUUUUCCGGUUGCUUUUCACGCCUCAUUGGCCUUGUGUUACUUGCGUGCCCUUCAGAACUCGUCUAUCCGGGUGUCGACUCUCCUUUUCAAAGAGGCACACGUGCCGGGUGUCGAUCCAGAUGUCUACCGGAUUUGUCAUUGUCAGUCCGACUCACUCACCAAUUGCGACGGAGUGAGUGGCUUCAAACAAAUGAUGGGCUACGUGCAGGUGCUCGAAGGUAAACAAAAUGACGACAAAAGACAAAUCGCUUCGCACCGUCGAUUCUCGCCUUGCGCGGUCGUGUUCAGCUGCCGAGGUCACCGCCUUCGUAGAGGGCGCCUACGAGACAUCUCAAGCCUUCAACCUGACACUAAAUGGGACGAACUUCAAUUCAGGAAACAGGCAAGCAGGCAGAUGUGUCGACGAAUGGUGUAUAUCCAGUCGUUUUUCUGGAUCAGGAUUCUCAUUGUGGAGUCGGUCGACGAGAACCAUAACUGUGGCGACCAUGAAGGACAGCUGGCUCCAACAGAUGCCGCCAAAGGCUACAAUGCGUCAUCUAGCUUUGGCGACUACUAUGUUGAUGGGAACGUCUCAGACGACCUCAACCAGAUCACGUGGACAGUGCACCUGUGGGCCCCCGGCACGUACGCGGUCUGCUUCUGCCCUCACAUGCAGUGUGUGGAUUAUGAGGCGUUGGGCAUCGACUUAAAGGUAAGCAAAAGACAUCGUUGCCGCUGCCAUGGUCGUUCUCAUUCGGAUGUGUCUGUCAGACCAACUCUGCAGUGCAUGCUGGCACCAUCACCAUUUCCUAUCCACCCUUCUACGCCACCAUGCGUAUCCUCACGCCAGUUUAUACAAAUCAGAACGAAUUUAAGAUGGAGAUCGAGUUCUCUCUGAGUGUUGUGCAGUCAGGUGGGGCGAUAGGACACACACAUGAAAGCGGUCUGACGCACUUUGGCUCUCUGUCUGCAGAUGACACAACGGCAGCUCAGAGCACCAUCGAGGUCAGCAACGGCCAGAUCACCCUCUUUAACGUCCUCUCGCCCCAGAAAUGGCAGCUCGAGGUGCAGGGCGAUUUGUCUCAGUCUGAGGUCCGUCGCCACUGAGGCAUUGGUGACGCGCAAUCUUGAGACCACUUGUUGCGUUGGCUUCGUUUCAGGCGGAGGCAUCUGUGCAGGAGGUGGCCGUCAUCCUGCACGGAGACAAAAUAAAGGAGAAGACCUAUCCCGAGCUUGGUCAGGAUCCCGACAGUGGGCGGUCUCUCCAGGUGAUUGAGACGGACAUUAACGGGACACUGUCGGGAGGCAACACCGCCAUCUUUUAUGUCGGUCGGUGGGCCGGAAAAAUCCGACAUGUAUGGAUGGAAGUCUGAGUACGAACAUGCGUCUCCCCUUGCUCGUGCAGACGUUAUCCCUCCAACCUUGACAAUCGUGUCACCCCUUGCGGGCGCCUGCAAUAGAACUCGACGCAAUGCCCCCCCGCCUCUCAUGAUCACCUCGUCUGAGACGGUCACUCUCACCGACGCAAGGAAGAUCGACGUCCGCAACGGGUGGCUGGAGAAGAAAGAUGUCCUCGAAAGCCAGCGAGGUGCUCAUUUCUGGCUGAAUGGCACGGACGGUGCGACUUACGUGCGGAUGCACAACGAGGGGCUGGUGACGGUGUCUGUAUUGGCAAAUGCUGCCUUGGACGAGGCGGGCAACGCCAACGAAGCAGGGAAUCAGUGCCUAUUCGUCUUUGGUACGAGACAUGAUGACUAUUCCAAGAGGCUUCUCACCUAUGCUCUUUCUGCCUGGUGGAUGUGUCGUAUCAGACGAGACGCGUCCUACCGUGACGCUGUCAAUAGAGAAUCCCUCUGAGCCGGCCACAGCUGAGGAAUGGACCUUCCUGCUGUCGUUCAGUGAGGAUAUGGCUCCUUUCGAGAGGGGCAACAUCACGUGCCGCAACUGCACGGUCAUCACCCUCGAGAGCCUGGAUGAGAGUUCCUCACAAGAGUACAGGGUGACAGCCCUGCCCGAUACAGAAGGCACGAUGAGUGCAACCAUCUCGGAAGGAGACGUCACCGACGUGGCCGGCAAUGGCAACGUGGCGGCUGAGCCCAUCGAGAGAAGCUACAGUGAGGAAGAGCACAAUGAUAUGAUAGAUCAAAUCGCCUCACUGUCUUUACGUGUCUCAAUGUCUCUUGCCUGUCUGCUCAGCAAAUAACCCGAAGAUGACUUUGGACACCGCAAGUGUGAGGAUGGCCGCCUUGAACCGCCCCACAGAUGUGCUUCUCGUCGAUUUUGCUCUCAAGCUGACCCUCACUGGAUCGCACCUUCAUGGCAACGACCGCCCUAUUCUCGUGGACGCAGAAGCGAUAUCAAAGUGUGAGUUGCUUUCUACAGAAAAGCUGGAUGGCCAGCUGGCGUCCAGAUGGAUGAGCUAUCACGUGCCAAAUACCCUGGAGGGUGUGAAAGACCUGAUUUGCACGAUGUCUGAUGAGGGCAGCGCGUUCGCCUGCGAGGGAUACUCCAUCAUGAAGGCCGGCACCUAUCGGAUGUGUGUGUGCGAUGCAUCUGAGAGGCCGGCAUCACGGUGCACGACACCAGGCAGCUACCACAAUGAAGCCAAGGAGCCCGCGACAUUUCAAUUUGUCGAAGGUUACUUGCUUCCUGACAUUUAUGUCAGACCACAUACUAUGUUGUCUCUUCCCUCAGAGCUAAUUCCUUGCGGCGGCUGCUCCUUCGGUUUCACUUGCGUCAACGGAGAAUGCGUGCCGAAAUGCGGCGAUGGCAUUUUGGUCACAGGCAUUGAGGUCUGCGAUGACGGUGAGCAUGAGCAAUAGCCACACAGCGCAAAAGGCACACAAAUAUUGUUUUCUAUUCACAGGCAACGCGAAAAGCGGCGAUGGGUGUGCUGGUGGCUGUCUGUCCAUCGAGCCGGGCUUCAAGUGCCAAACCACCACUGUCUCAUUCGGUGACGGACAGCCCUACAACACGUCGCGUUGCAGCGAGAAGUCCCUCUGCGACUCUCAAGAUGACCCUGACGUGCAUCCAUGCGACGCCUCGUCUGGAGAUCGGCCGCCGGCCUCGCUUUUGGUGCAGUGUAUGGAGAUGGAUUGCUCUCAGGAAAGUGGCGGGACACCCAGCAGAACGACCAUCGGCUGCUUCCGUAAGGCAGAGAGGAAAUCAGGCAUGUUCUGGUAGAUCUUCUGUAUUCUUACGAUACACAGCAAGCGGGUCUUCAUUCUCCCUCUGCCGAGAGCUCCGCCCGCCGAAGGUGUUGAGUCUUCGGUACGCGGAUCGCUCCUCUUCACGCCUUGCCCUGUCAUUCGACCGGCCGGCUCGACUGCGGCCUGACAAGACAGACAUUGACCUCUGCAGCAUCUUCGACGCACAAUCACGCGCCAAGUUGGGCAAGAACCCCGAGUGCCAGAUGGGUGAUGUCUCCACGCAGCUCUCCAUCAAGCUGGGCGGCGCUGCCUCAUCAACCACAUGCGACGAUCUGUUGGCGCCUGGCGAUGCGGUGGCUGUCGAGAGCGGGUACUUCCUCCGCGGCGACAUGACGGAUGCCGUGCUUGAGGCCUUUGACCAGUCCUCUCAUUAUCCUCCUCUCACGCAGUGGGCCGAUGGGUGGUUCGCUGCCGGAGCCACGCUGAAUGUGGAAGCCUACGUUGGACCAAUGGACGGCCAACUCGGGAUCGGGGUAGGAAAUCAUCCGUGGCGUUUUAAUUGCGUCUCAUCUUUUAAUACGUGACGACAGGUCAAGGUUUCCAAGGCCCCGGGCGUCCUUGGGCUGGGGCAUUCCCUCGAUGUGACGGCAGCCAUCCAGCGGUCAGCGGCUGGGCCGAUCGAAGUGACAUGGCAGUGUGUCGAGAACCAAACAAAUGUGCCGGCCAUCUGCACAGACAUCAACUCAUUCCUGACAAAGCGCGGAGGUGAGAUGGCGGGGAGCCACCACUCGGAUACUUGGCCCUCAAUGUUUCGUCCUGUUUGCAGCUCAGAGAGUGGUCACUGACCAGGCACGUCUCUUCAUCCCAACAAAGGAAAUGGAGAAGGCCAUUGAGGAGGCAGACAUCACACCACAGUCCACAAUGAACAUCAGCAUCACCGCCCGAGACUGCCUGUACAAUACAGCCUCUGACCAAGUCACCAUCGCCAUCUCCGCGAAGCGGUCACUCCCCAUUCUCACGAUCACACGAAUGACGCCGUCACCUCUUGCCGUCGGCUCGUCAGCGCCAUUCGUUCUAAAGGCUAAGCUCGAGACAUCAUCAGCGGGCCAGCGCCCUGAGAUCGUGUGGAGCUACCGGCUUGCCAACGAGACACAGUUCACACCUAUGAGCGACCAAUAUGAGCUCAACUAUAGGCUGUCGCCCAAUCUGAUGUCGUUGAGCUUCCCUGACGGCCUGACAGCGGGAGCAGAUUACACUUCUGAGGUCAAGGCGACGGCGCAGGCCCAUCAGGUGUCGACCACGGCGUAUUUCGAUGUGGUCGUCGAUGAUGUCCCACAAGUGCUGGCCUCUUUCCCAUCAGACUCCAUAGGUAGGGAGACGCACAUGAGAAAGCGGGAAUGCGAAGAACUACACAAGACGUAUCCUUUCAUUUACAGUCGCUUACAAUGAGUGUCCUCUGCUGCUAUCCGCUCGACUUUCGUCAAGCGACAUCCCUCGAGGCGCUUCCCAGAGCGGCGUCAACUACCAGUGGUACUGCUUCCCUGCUGCUUUGCCGCUGCCGAGAGAUGAAGACGGCAACAUGGUGACGGAAUACACACUCGAUGAGCUUGCUGCCCUCGUCGCUGAAGACGCAAAGUGCGCCAUGUCAUCAUCUGACGGCCGAUUUGGGGACGGCAAAAGCUAUUAGAACAUUGACGCCAUGACAGCCGGCCUCUACAUCUUUGCUGUGGGCGUGUCUUUGACGGAUUCCAUGAGCGAUGUCGUCCGGGCACAGGAGGUGCUGGUGCGGCAAGGGGCCGCUCCCGCGUUGCAGCUUAAUGUCUCGCUGAGAGAGGGGAAAAUGCCUGUGGACAUCCUGCACGCAUCCGUCAUCACCAUGCGAUCGCCUGCCGCCGCCUCAUCCGUGUGCUAUUCAGACGAGACGCUGUCGGUUAUCACUGGCCAGUGGUCCCUCAUCGAACUGUUGACUGAUGAGUUGCCACCGAUUUUGGAAGACAGCUCGCUCAAUGGCUAUGUCGUCAAGACACUGACGAGUGCAGAGGAUGGCUUACAAGACAGCGAGGCAGAGUCACUCAUGUCGACCCAGGUGGACUCAGUUGUCGUUGAGCCGUCUCUGAUGACACCGGGCGGAGCCUACGUUCUCAGAUACAGCUGGCAACUGCCGGAUGUGGCUGGCGUCCUUCAAAGCAACAAGUGGAUUGUCAACGUAGCGCCCUCACAGGGGAUGUUGCAGGCGACUUGCACUGUAGAGGACGCGCUGGUGACUCCGUCCACUAGCGGGGAACUCUUGACGGUCUUCGACUUCUCGCAGAGCUGGACGGACCCCGAUGAUGACCAAGAUACACUGGUGAGACGGCGGAAACAGGAUCUGGCCUCCCAUACCUCUGUCCGUUGCGUAUCAUCUGCAGGAGUACGCUCUAUAUAUCAGCAAGUCCCCUCUCCCAUGCGCAGACGCUAGAGACCUCACGCCAGGGAGUUUCGGCGACAUGUUCCGAGCUUUACAGGUGUUCCGCCCCUUCCAACGAUCGCUCAAGACUCGCCUACCAAUCGGGGAAGCUGCUGUGGUGGCUGUCGCGCGUGAUCCCUCCGGCGACACGUGUCUUGAAGGCUCCAGCGGCUUCAGUUGUCCGUGCAUCGAUAUGGCGGUACAACAGGAGGAACCACCGUCAGUCGGCGAACUCACCGGGCUGCUGGAUGAGGUGAGCCGGAACAAAAAGCAGCAGGAUCUACAUGCCACAUCUCUGUUAUCUUUUGCAGGCUGGCUCAAGCCUCGACGCAGAGACGCUAGGAAAUGCAAUGGUCGUCAUUGCGUCAGCUGCCGAUCCCGCCAACAAGACAGCAACACAGGCCGUCUUCAACAGCACUCUGGCCAAAUUCGGCGAGGCGCUGGCUUGGAUCGAUCCAUUGGAUGAAGAUGUCAAGGUUUUCGCCACAUCCCUCCGCAGCGUCGUCGAGGCCCAGUCGCCCGAGCAGAUCGGCGAAGACAGCACAAGGGUCACGUCAGCCUUCACGAGUUUGCUAGAGGUGUCCAUCGACGGGGGCGCGGGAAUCGACACCGAGACGGCUACCACAGUCGUCAAGGCGCUGGAUGUGGUCAUCGAGGGCAGAGAUGCUGGCGAUAGCUCGCCCGACAAGGUGGCGAGAGAGGCGGCUGCGACCGACUCGUUGGAGAAGACCAUUCAGACAGUGGGGACAGCCGUCAUUCAAACGUAACGAAUGGGCACAAUGGAUUCGGACGCAUGGCUGUCUGUCUUUGUUUGUAUGUGUCUCCUUUACUGCAGCAAGACAAAAGACGAUCCUCCAGUGACUGUGCACUCAGCCUCGCUGGACAUGGAGAUCAGUGUGGUGGACGUGGCGUCAGCCUCACAGGAGGGCUUCUCCGCUGCCGGCUUCAGCGUCCCGCCGCUCUCGCCGGCAGCUGGGGACUGCGAGGGCGACUUCACUCCCCUGGCGUCGGACUGGAAGAAAAACCCAUACAGCUGGGCCGACUCGACCGUCAACAUUUCCGGGCACAAACCAGCCAUCCGGGCGUUUGAGAUCCUUAGAUGUGGCGUUCCCGAGGAGGUCAAGAAUCUGCAAGAUCCCAUCCUGUUCUGCCUGGACCGGAAUGUCUCGGCUUUUGAUUGGGACGAUCUUCUGCUUUCUGCGAGGGAGGGCAAGGCUGAGGACGCGUCCGAGACAGACUUUGACGGCGAUUGUGGCUGUGCUGACGUGUCGACGAGACGACUGGCCAGGCCGAAAACCGAGCCACUGCUUCUGCCCCUCCCCACUAUAUCAUCGAUCCACAGCAGCAUACGGGCCCUUGUGCUGUCUCACAUGAGCAGGGAGACAGCCGAGACAGUCUUCGGGGCGUUCCUGGACCUUGACACCACUGGCAUUAUCGGAGCACCGCAUCGUCAGCUAUUCUUUGGCGGCCUGGAGUGGCAUGGCGGCGAUGCGGCAGAUUCCCUCAAACCUGGCGCCUUCGAGAAGCCCGCUGAAUCUGGCAACGUGACGGAGGAGUUUGAGCAGGACAUUGUGGACUCAGACUGCAGAUACUUUGACAAGGAGGCUCAGGAAUGGGUGACGGAGGGCUGCAGCAUUGUAUGUCGAAGCCGCUCAACCAUCAAAUGCGGUACGUAAUGAGCCGGAAAUGAGGCCGGCCGUCGUCCAAUGUGCGUGAAUAAGCGCUGACUGUCCCUCGUUGUCUUUUGCCAGCCUGCACCCACCUUACCACAUUCACAGCGGCGGCAGUCAAGGUACGCGUCAGCUGAAUGUCUACAAGUACGUCUUUCCUGCAAAUGGUUGUGUUUCGGCUUGGCUUUUUCCUUAGUUCACCCAGAAAUUCGAUCGCACCAACAUCGGGAUCGUCGCGCAAUCCGGCAGGUACUGGUCGACGUAUCAUGGACCACUAUGGACAUUCAUUGGGCUUCCUCACUUGAAUAUCCUUUCUUAGCCUUAUCAACGCCGACAUGUUCUCCAAUCCCGGGUUCUGGUACCUUUGGCUGGUGGUGUCCAUCCUCCUGGCGCCCUUCAUUCACCUAUAUCGGAAGGACAGGAAAGAUUACAAGCGCCCGAACGACAGACGUCACUAUUUCUUCCGCGAUGCAAUGGCCAAGGGGAACGAGGACUUCAUCUGCAACGUCCUGCCGCCUGUGGGCAUUUGUAACCAGCUCUUCAUGAUGCCACCCGUCCGCAUCAAUUGCUCCUCGUGCUACCGAGCUCUCACGUGCUACACAUGUCGGAGGCGCAAGAAGGGGCGCAACAAGGGCAGGAGCAAGCUCUACGCCAUCGGGGAUGCGGGCGCGGACGCCGCGCAGAAGUCGGAUGACGGCAUGGCUCGGAAAGACACCCUGGCCCGCAUCCAUGAGGCUGGCGCGACCACAGACCGGUCAGAUCACAAGCCGAAGAGCGACAAGGGUGGCGACCACAAGGUCCUACGGUUUGCGGCGGAGGAGGCAGCCCAUGGCGCUGCAGCAGCACCUGGGAUCAAGUACACCCGGACGGUGAGCAGCUCUGACCGUCACAUCGACUCGGGCAAGUCGGUAUCGAGCGAGGGCAAGGGGCAGCAGGAGGAAGUCAAGUACUGGGAGGUCAUCUCUGAGCAGGAGAAGGUCAGACGGCAAACCCUCGCUGCCAGCCUCAUCGGUGCGACUCUACUGUACACACGCCAUCAUGCGCAGGUCUCCUUACCGGGCGUGCGAAUGUAAUUGUGUGUGUGUGUGUGUGUGUGUGUGUACGAUGUGUGUAGGGCUACGGAACCUCAGGCACAGCAGGACCAUGGCUGACCAAAGCCCAGCCUCCCAUCGGCCGACGAAGAAGGGCAGCGGCGACCUCUGGAAUGAGGUACGUGACAAGAAGCACCUGCCAUUCCAUGACGCUAAUGACUUGACUGUGUGUCGUCUGUGAAGCCGCUGGUUGACAUCCCGAUGCUCCGUGCGAUGGGGUAUCGCGGGUCGGUCAAGGACAGCGAGCGCAUCAGCCAGGCCCUGUCAGUGGUCAAGACGGUGGCCAGCGUGCAGAUAGACAAGGAGAAGCAAAAGGCCAGGGAGCUGCUGGAUGAGGUCUCCCGCCAGCCGACCAGGCAGCGGAGCCGAAUGGGCAAGAAGGAGGAGGAGCAGUCGGAGAAGAGCGAGACCUCACCCAAGGGGGUAUGGGACAAGAUGAGGUCCUUCUUCGGUCAGAACAGCACACUCACACCAAUCUACCCAGCUACCCACAAGGAACACCCAAGCUUUUUCGCCCUUUUCAUUUACCAUUUUCAGGCCAGGAGAAGCCUCGACUGGCUGAGGGAGACUUCGAGCGCUUCAAUCAGCUGCUCUUCGCACACAGUCUCCAAAAGAGACCGCAAAGUGGUCGGCGCCCGACAGUGGGAGAUGGCAGCUAUACAGUUGCUGCGCGACAACCCAGAGUCAGCAGAGAGCCAGCCCGGCGCUGUCUCGUACCUCGAGACCGCACUUCGCCGCGAGACCGCCACGCAGCUCAAUGCCCCUCCACGGCGCAGGAGGGGUAGCAGCGCCGAGCUGCUCCCAACGUUCGUCAUUCCGCUCUCCUCUGCGUGUGUGCGCGUGUUGGAGAUGGACGAGAGCACCCGGCUGCACCCGCCGCAUGACAGCGAGGAGCUGUCGAGGCUGGUGGCGAUGCAGGCGUCGCUGAUGGGUGAGAGCGGUGACAAAGUUGGGACCAGCGAGGAGCAGUUCGUGGCGUGGGUGGUGACGAGUCGCUAUGAGAUGAUUUGCCUGGUACGUUGGUCAUGCAUCAACACCAGCACGCUUGUUUAUCUGCUGCCGUCACAUGUCUCUAUUUGUCUCUUGUUUCAGCAUCCGAAGGCUCACUUCUCAAUCCCAGACAUACAACACCUCAUCGACUGGCAGGUAGGCGAAGACCGAGACACACACACGGACUCUCAAUGUCUCUUUGUGCACUCAGGGCCCCCGCAUCCUCCUCUACAUGACCGACAUCAUGUCGAUCCGAUGGGACCCACCCUUGCUACAAGAUGCCGAGAACUUCCAGGACGACGGCGAGGUCGUAGUGCUCGGCCAGAACGACAAGGUCCUCCUCCGCCUGCAGAGCGCCGACCCAGAUUGCCGCUCCGAGGACCUCUUUCACUUUCUGACUGCGGUUCUCGAAGGCAACAUGGAGAUCCCUGAAGAAGAUUUGGACCUGGAGGAGGGCCACCAUGAGGACGAAAACAGGGAGGACGGAGAGGGAGACAGCCAGACGGCCUCGACGCUGGAGAAUCUCAGGGAGAGGGCGCUGCUCGAGUACUUUUCCCCGAACGAGACGCUGUCGCCUUCCUCCUCCUUCGACUGUAAGGUGUCAUGCACCUUGCAAGGGGGUGCGUCCAAGGCGUCGGCGAUCGAGGUUGAGUGCUGGCUCACACACGGGGGAGAGCUGCUGAGCAUCAAGCCGGCGACCAGCCCUGCGGAGAAUGGGGAAGAUGAGGCAGAGGAGAAGGUCUACAGCUUCAUGCUGAGGGAUCUGACGCCUAACGUCAGCAAGUACAGAAGCGCCUCGCCCGACUUCGAGUGGCCGCUUGCCGUGACGCUGCUCGCCGAGAAUGCCAAGGUCAAGCUCACCUUCACCUUCAUCCACCCUGUGCAGACACAGGCCUUCACGACCAACGUCAACCUGCUCAAGGGCCGACUCGAAGAUGCAGACCUCACGGGCACCGUGCUCAUGCAGAGACACAAAAUGCCGCAGCAGCAGGAAGGUGAGGGUGAGGAAAUCGACCGCUUCAAGGGCGGCAGCCGACUAUUUGACGACGAUGACGGAGCAGGUCAAGACCAGGAUCACGAGGCGCCUCCCCCUCGCCAACGCGAGCGCCGCGCGUCCAACGCCCUGUUCUACAUGUCACCCGAGGGCGGCGUGACCCUCCCCCACGCCGACGAAAUGGACGUCCCGGACGAGGAGAUCCUCACCCUCGAGGACCCCUUCACCGACAGCCCGACCACGAAGCCGCACAUCCCCAUGGCCGUGGCCUCAUCGGAUAUCCGGUCCACCAACAACGGCAACCUCCCAUCCAGCAGCCGUGAGGGCAGCAAUGACCAGGCGGCCACGAUGCGGGCCUUCAACGCCAUCCCCGACCUGGAGUCGCCCGUGCACAUCACCCCAGAGCGGGAUGUUAUCGAGCUGCCCACAGUCCAGGCAGUUAGGGAUGCGUCGUUCCUCUUCGAGACACCCACAUCACCUACCGCUCCCCAGAGACAGAGUGACCAGGCCGCGAAGCAGAAGUGGGACAAGUUGCCAGCGUCCCCGUCUAGCCGAGGUCUGACGGCCAGCCAGAUAGCGCAGCGGCCUGCUCUUGCGAUGGAGGUGAGCCCGAAGAACAAGAAGAUGACCCGGGCCGCCACGAUGGAGCGAUUCAAGAGAGGGGACGACCCGAAACACGCAGGUGUACGGGAGGGAUGGAAUGGGGAGGGAGCGGGGGGUGCCGUGGCUGGCUUUGUCUGACUAUGUGUGUGUUUGCUGGGUGCAGACUGAGACGAUCGCGAAACAGGUGCAGUAUCAAUAUUGGAGCCCCGGCCGUAUCUUCGCCAAACUCAGCCUCAGAGAGCACCCCGGUAAGAUCGUCCCCCGUUCUCAACGCCCACUUGAUGUGUAUGUGUGAGCGUCCUGUGCGUCUGUCUCAUCAGUCCCAAAGUUGUGUCCCUACAGCCCCGCCAUGAACCGGGUCCAGAGAUACUCCAUCUUCGCCGUCGCCCUCUUUGGCGGCUUUUUCUUCUCGUGUCUCUUCUUCAAUGGUCGAAACACUCUCUCACACGCCCAUACGACCCAUCCGUCCGUCAUCUCGAUACUGCCCCUGUCUGUCUGCGUGCCUUCAUUUUUUGAUUCGUUCAGUGGAUUGCGUGACCAAGCCGGAGGCAGCGGCGUGCAAGAAGCCCUCGUUCUGGGCGCCCUUCAUACCCAACUGGGAGAUGCUGUUCGCGAGCAUCUGGGCGGUGAUACUGUCGGUGCCGCUGCCGAUGCUGUUGAGGACUCUGUUCAUCAAACAAGUCUUCUGGCAGGAGCUGACGCAGAAGGAGAAAGACUUCCAGGUGUGUGUCCCCUUUGUGGGGGGGGGAGGGAGGGAGGGAGGGAGGGAGGUGUGGGUGUGUGUGUUUGUGUUUAUCAGAUAUGGUUUUGGCGCGUCAAGGACAUCAUUGCGUACACCAUCGUGUGGGCGUGGAUCACCUGGUGUGUCUACUUCCUCCUGCUGUUCGUCCUGGUAAGUAAGCAAAUGGCGCCAUCGACACGCAACGAUGAUGAUGUCUCUCUCGUCUGUGCUACCUGACUACCAUGUGUGUGUCUCAUACACAUAUUCAGAGUUUUGACCCCCGUGUGUACGAGAAGUGGAUGACGGCCUCAUUCUGGUCACUCCUGCACCGGUGACCACACAAACAACACAACAGCACAACAUGCCCCCAAACACCCUCGUUCAUUCGUGCGUGUGUCUCCCCCCUCACAGCAACGCCAGCGCCCCUCUGUUCCGCGCCCUGUUCAAGGGGAUCAUCCUGAUCAUAUCCCAGUUCACAUCCAUCUGCGACUGCUACCUACUCGCAUUCCCACUGGUAGGUCUUUCCAUGGCCAUGCACAACCCACGACACACAACCGACUUCUGUCUGUCUCUGUCUGUCUGUCUGUCUGUCUCCUGUGUGCGUGUGUUUAGGUGAUUGGUUUCACCGAUCCCUUGACGGAGGAGCAGCGUUUAUUGGAUCGGGAGCGUAAGAGGAAGAGCCUGUCGGACGAGGGGCUGCGGGAGGACGAAAUGGAGGACAUGGGCAUCGACGAAGGCGGAGGAAUGGAAUUCGGAGAAUAACCAUGAACGAACAGGGGGAGUGUAGUCGGCAGCUGUAUGGGACAUUUCUGGUUCUUUGUGCCUUCUGCGCUGUGCUGUGCUGUGCUUUGUGGCAUUGGGUGGGCUUGUUGGGCAGGGCAUUCAUCGCUGGGUGUGGUGUGCUUCGUCGAUUUGGUCGUGAGGCAGCUGGACCAGGUCAGGUGUGUCUGGAUUUGUGUGCUGUGGGUGUUAGUGUGUGUGUCGGUCAUGCACUCGAGCACUCGAGGCACUGCACUCGAGGGAAGGAGAGAUAGGGGGG